Molecule: messenger RNA, 3329 nt
Organism: Micropterus dolomieu (smallmouth bass)
Lineage: Eukaryota; Metazoa; Chordata; Actinopteri; Centrarchiformes; Centrarchidae
Gene: anapc5
Product: anaphase promoting complex subunit 5
Exons: 17
Coding region: 330-2651 (773 amino acids)
Biological process (GO): anaphase-promoting complex-dependent catabolic process; protein K11-linked ubiquitination; positive regulation of mitotic metaphase/anaphase transition
Cellular component (GO): anaphase-promoting complex
Molecular function (GO): protein binding
Source: RefSeq, a predicted model, not a curated record
GCGGUUUGAAAGCACAGAGAGGCAACUUUUGUCAAUAUUAUUAAAAUUUACCAAAUUACCUGACAAGACCGAAGCGAGUGUUGACUGUCACAAAGAUAUCUUAUCUUCAAGUAAAUCGAGACUAGUCGUUGAUGUACUGUUGCCUUACUGUAGCUUAACGCGAGCUAACUUUAAUAAAUAAACUUGGUGCGCUGACGUUAGCCGGCUAACUUAGCUAGCUGCGGCGGUGUCCAGCUGCCUGUAUUUAACUUAUUCCGCUAAAUGUUGCCCCAGUGAAGCACAAAAAAGUGUGUUCUUUCUUUCGUCGUAGCCUAACACGACGUGUUAAAAUGGCGAGUGUGCACGAAAGUUUGUAUUUCAACCCCAUGAUGACGAACGGAGUGGUGCAUGCUAACGUGUUUGGCAUCAAAGACUGGGUGACUCCGCAUAAAAUCUCCGUCCUGGCGUUGCUGUACGACAUGACUGCGUCCAAAAUCACGCUGCCGGAAAGAAGACGACUCAACAAACUCAUCCUACCCCUGCAGCAGGGUCCAGACCUGACUCUCGGACAGUUCCUGAAGACUGUGGAAGAGUGUUGCCCUCAGACUGCAUAUGCUGUCAAACUCAGGUUGCAUGAAAUGGCAGACGGAGAGCUGAAAGACAUGGAGUACUUCUUUUCCACUCUUCCCACUCCAUUCACUGCUUUUGAUUCUGAGGCAUAUAAAACCAGUGUUGUGGGUCUUUUUAUGAGGCACAUGAUUCUGGCCUACAACAAGCUGUCCUUUAGUCAGGUCUACAAGCUGUACAAGUCCCUGCAGCACUACUACCACAGUCAGUACGGCAAGCCUACUGAUGGGCAGGCGGUUUUGCCAGCGCUGGUCGCUGACGACUCCGACAUGGACCUCACCAGCACUGAGGAUACUGUCGGGGACAGGACAGACAAAGAGGAGUUGGACACCCCACUGCAUGAGUCAGAGCUUCGAAAUGACAAUAUUCCAAGCAGAGGCCCGCUGUCACAAAAACAAGCAGAGUACUUUCUUGCAAGACAGGCAUAUCUUCUGAAGAAUGAUGAAAACAAAGCUCUGAAACCCGCUGCGCUGCAAGAAGAGCUUAACAACAUGCUGAAGUUUAACCCAGAUUUUGCUGAGGCGCAUUUCGUAAACUACCUGAACAACAUGAGAGUCCAGGACAUCUUCCUCUCCACCCACAGUCUCUUACAUUAUUUUGACCGCCUCAUCUUAUCUGGAAACGAGGGAAAGAGCAACGGGGAUGAGGGCUACGGCCGAAGUCUCCGCUACGCUGCUCUCAACCUGGCAAGCCUGCACUGUCGCUUCGGCCACUAUCAGCAGGCUGAUCUGGCUCUACAGGAGGCUAUCCGCAUUGCCCAGGAGUCCAAUGAUCACGUGUGCUUACAACACUGUCUGAGUUGGCUCUACACACUGGAACAAAUGAGGGGAUCCGACAGCACCGUGUUAACCGAGGAUUCAGUAAAAAUGGCUGCCCAUUUCUGCCUGCCAUACUUGGCAUCUCUGGGCAUUCAGUCUUUGGUCCAGCAGGGGGCGACACAAGGUAAGACAGCCCACAAACUGAUGGAUGCGCUGAAGGACACAGACAUCCUGCACUGGAAGCACAGUCUGUCGGAGCUGAUCGAGAUCAGCCUGGCUCAGACUACGUCCAUAUGGAGGAUGUACGGCAAGAGCACCAUGGCUCUGCAGCAGGCCCAGCUGCUUCUCAACAUGAGCAGUCUGGAGCCAGUCAACUUCGGGGUCCAGCAGAACAACACGGAGGCGUUCGCCGUGGCUCUCUGCCACCUGGCCGAGCUACACGCUGAGCAGGGCUUGUACAGUGCAGUUUCGGAGAUUCUACAGCAUCUGAAAGAGCAGUUUCCUCCUCACUCACAGCAUGCUAAGCUCUGGAUGCUGUGCGAUCUGAAAAUCCAGUUUGAGAGACACAUGAACGAGGGGAAAUACCAUUUGGCAGAACCACUAGUCACAGCGAUCUCUGCCUUAAACAAAACAGAGGGUCUCUACAGGAAAGCUCAAGUUCUGAAGGCUCUAAACCGAAGCACUGAGGCGUACAGCAUCUUACAGCGGCUGCAGGUGCACUGUGAGAAGACUAAAUGUACAGAGGUGGUCAUCAGAGUUAUGGUUUCCACUGCUGAGCUCCACUGGGAGUCGUCUGGCUUCUCCACAGCUGUUCCUCUCCUCCUGCAGGCCUUGGCUCUGGCUAGGCAGCACCACCUACAGUCCCUGGCCUCAGAGACCAUCCUUCACCUGGCCUUCACUCAGCUGAUGUUGGGGGUUCCUGAGCAGGCUCUGAGUGUUCUGCAUGAAGCCAUCGAGCCUGUUCUGGCCCACGGAGCAGUCAUGGACAAAGGCCGAGCUCUGCUGCUGACAGCCCGUUGUCAGAUGGCGGUGGCUGGGUUCAAGCCGAACGGACAAGGGCAAGCAGAUUUGCGUUUGGCGGUUUUGGCUGUCGACACACUAAACGAGGCUGCAGCCUAUUUCUCCAAGCUGAACUGUAAGGAGCGACUGCGGGACGUCCACUACCUGCAGGCUCAGCUCCACCAUUGUCUGGGACAAACCUCGCAGUGUAACAAAAGUGCCAUGCUCUUCCGGGUUUUGGACCAGGAGCUGCAGUCGCCAGCACCACCCGUCUCUAUGCGACUCUAACUGCUCCCUGUCCAACAACAAACUGGAGUUAUUUUGUCUUGUGACACGGACACAACAGGGAGUUUAGUCACUGCCACUAGAUGGCGGUGAAGAUCUGUCCUGCACCAGAGCAUUUCAUAAAUCAGUAUUUAGGCCAUUUAGUUAUUCUUUGCACUCAGUGCUGUGAUAAGAAUUAGAGAAAACAAUGUCAGUUGUCAUGACUAAGGCUGACUUUCCAGUAGACCAAGAAGAGAUUUGAAUGAUGGCCUGAUUACACAACAAGCAACAGUCCAGACUCGUCAGACAGACGUAACGUCCCAGCCAGCGGUGUGGUAGAAAUGUCCGAAGUUUAUCAGGAGCUGUCACGGGCGUGCUGUUUUACCCACCGCUUCUUGAUGAAUGAGGGUAAUAUCACUGUUAGCUACAAGACGAAUGUGUUUCAAUGGCCUGGAUGAUUCAUAUUUCGCCAGGAGAAUACUGAUGAAGCUGGAAUCCGAAGGAGGAAAUCGUGAUCCCAUUUAUAAUGCAGUAGACCUGCAAUGACAUAACACCACAUACUGCAUCUGUAUUCCACUUGUAUCUGACACGAUUUGUGACAACAAUCUUGGCUGAUAAUAUUACACUCAGGUGUCCUGACGGGCCUGUAAUCCAUUACUUAGUGCACAUACUUCAAGAAAAUAAACAACUUGUUUCAUCUUA